UUUGUGGUCACGUGACCCCACAUCCGCUCUGUGGUUGUUGCUGUUAUGACAACGAACUUUGGAGGGGGCAGAUAAAUGGUAGCAACGGAGAAGAUGGUCAACUCUCACAAAAAACAGAACAAUUCCCUCCGAUGUACAGUGUAUCUGGACAUUGAGAGAGUUACAUGCCCAGGAGUCCUCCUUAAAAAAAAGUAUGGCAUCUACAUCAGUGUGCGUAUUAUGGGCCAGUACAGGAAGACUCCAUGUUUGCCUCCUGUUUUCCCUCUAGUGUUCAAUCACAGAAUGGUUUUUGUCAAGACUUUCUCUGGCAUUUUUGACCCUGCUGAUGUAGCUGACCUCCUCGAAGCUGACACCACAGUUUUUGAGCUGAUUCAAUUGGUCCCUCCAGAGGGGGAUAUUCUUGCCACAGCGGAAGAAUGCAGCAGAAGUUUCCUGUAUCCGGGUCCCAGCAUAGUUUCCAGUGAAGGAUCUGCAAAAAGAGAUAUGAUGAUGAAAAGAACCUCCUUGUAUCCUGGAAUCUCCCCGAAAGUGGAGUUUGCGACAGUGUCAGUCAUAGAGGAGAGUGAUUGGAGAGACAGCUGGGUUCCUUCACCUACCUGUCGUGUUUCUCCUUUGAGGCCGUGUGUCACCCCGUCUCCGCAAAGAUCAACAGGGAGGUUUUCACCACAAAGGAAAGCAUAUGAUGUUGAUCCAGACCGCGUUGUGGCCAAAGACGACUCUAGUCCUCAAACAAACAAGAAGGACAGGAAACAGGGAGCUUCUGAGGACGUUGGAUACCGACGGCCUACAGUUUCCUCCAGGUCACGAACUCUGUCUCCUUACACGCACCGCAGGAUGUGUGAGCUGACCGAGGAGAGCAGGCAGCGGAUGAACCACCUCCGCCUUGGGCCUCACCUCUUUCGCAAGUCAACGGAGAAGCAGCCGCCCUUCUUGGUCCCUCGUCACAGUGAUCCCACUGGGAUGGGAACACCGGACCGCAGCAUGCAUCGACAUACCGCCAGUUUCUCAGCUGAUCACAUAGAUGCUUCUCUCUAUGGAAGCUACAGACAGAGGACAGAGCAAAUAGAAUCGGCUCCAGCGAGGCUCCAGGCGUCUCCGGAGACACGUUCCCGACAUGAACCCGAGAUCAAAGGCCCAGGCUGGACCGAGCUGCGGCGGACCCGGUCCGUCUCAGCUUGCUCCGGCCUGGCAGUGUCAGAAUCAGGGAGGCUUCUGAAUGUCAGCAGCUGCUUCCUCAAAGACCGACUUCAGGCUCGUCCAUCCUAUGGGGAACAGAUCCACAACCGGAUCCAGAAGAUUCUGCAGACGCACAGCGUCACCUAUGAGUAUAGAGGGAGCUGUAACUUUUAAUCCACCGCAUGAGUGUUUAUACAGCAAAACCUAAAUGUUAAUUCUAAUGCAUCCAGUGUUUUUCCACUAAAUUGUAUGUCAAGGGACAGCAGAGCAAUAUAUAUAACAGUAAGGUUUUCUAACAUGUCAGAUUCCAACUUGCAGUAUUUUAAUAGAAAUCAAAACUAAAAGUGAAGAGUCAAACCAUCCCACGCACGUAAAGUAUUCCCUUUAUUAUAUUUAACAUUUUCAAACAUCUAGAGCGUGUGAAGGCCGUUUCUUUUCCCACCUACCCAUCUUCUGGGCUCCACUGGAUGUUUGAGCCAAACAGAGCCGUUUAUUAAACUCUGGCUCGGGUUUACAGAAGCCCCAUUUUGCGUGUGUGGGAAGGAGACGCGGAGGAUGUAAGCUGCAUCUGUUGAGGGCUCGCCUCUUAUAGCACAAAAGAUAAGGAUGAAGAGCCACUGCUGCAAGCCCAUA
Molecule: messenger RNA, 1809 nt
Organism: Xiphophorus couchianus (Monterrey platyfish)
Lineage: Eukaryota; Metazoa; Chordata; Actinopteri; Cyprinodontiformes; Poeciliidae
Gene: spata6
Product: spermatogenesis associated 6
Exons: 12
Coding region: 76-1350 (424 amino acids)
Biological process (GO): spermatogenesis
Cellular component (GO): sperm head-tail coupling apparatus
Molecular function (GO): myosin light chain binding
Source: RefSeq, a predicted model, not a curated record